AUGCAGCGACGGCCUUCCCUUGUUCCUGACCUGUUUCACAUUAAACGGACAACCGUGGAACCUGGAUCUCCUCCUAUCAUCCGUACUGAAAUUUGCGGGACUUAUACAGACCUUGAUUCAGCCCAGAAGGUUGCACUUCGCCGCCUUGAGGAUGAGGGAUUACCUCGCGAUACCCUGAGCGACUAUGCGACGAACGACAUCACCAACCCUUCAUCAACAUGGAAGCAUGGGGAAAAUGUCGUCGUCCAUGCUCGAAAAGGCGAUGAGAUUCAUGACGUCGAAAUCGAAAGUACGCCGAAUUCUCUUGGCGUUCGAUCCAAGCCGGGUGAUGGAAGAGUGGAGGAUAAUCUCUUCUAUGUUCUUUGCACAGUCCAGGCUGCCGAUGGAUCCACGCACACCGACAUCAGAGGAAUACAUUUAUCUCGCCAGGCGGCUGUCGCCGCGGCCCGAUAUGAACUGGUGAGUGGUGAACGCAAACAGGAUUGGUACAAAGAGUACAAAGAAGUCAGCGUGGUCCCCAAGGAGGAAGAUGUUGAAGGACAACAGCUUGUUGUGACUGCAACCGGAGAGGAGGGAGAGAAGUACAUUGUCAGUGUGAUUCAUGAAAGCUGA
Molecule: messenger RNA, 612 nt
Organism: Cladophialophora bantiana CBS 173.52
Lineage: Eukaryota; Fungi; Ascomycota; Eurotiomycetes; Chaetothyriales; Herpotrichiellaceae
Exons: 1
Coding region: 1-612 (203 amino acids)
Source: RefSeq, a predicted model, not a curated record